AUGGGGUGGGGCUAAAGACAACUGCAAACUGAGAGAUAGUUAGCUAGCUAGCGAGACACUGUCCUCCUGCGAUUGGAAAGUACUAGCUAACUACUGUGAUUUGGACUAUAUGAACAUGCUAAUAGUGUAGAGGAAAGGCCUAUGCCUAUGCCGACAAGUUACAAGCUACAAGAAGUUGUUUAAUCGCACCGAAAUCUAAUUGUGUAUGUAGUAUUAAUAAAGCUGCGAGUGGGAGAGUCAAAUCAUUCGGUAUCUCGGAGCCAGCAUCAUGGCUACUAGUCUGAAUGAACGGUUUACUGUACUAGAGAAAGAAAUAUGUAACCCUCAAUCUGUGAUUCAUGUGGAUGGAUUGUUGGAUGCUGUAACGGCUGUAUUUGAAGACAUAGAGCAUCCAGCUCUCAGCAGGAACAAGAACUUUGAGAACUUCAAGCGUCGUUAUGAAUCUUCUGUGGGGACAAUUGUUGAGAGUCGGUUAUCAGCCGAUGACUUCAAAGUUGAGAAGAUCAUCGGACGAGGAGCAUUUGGAGAAGUUCAACUGGUCCGAAUGAAGGAGUCCAACAAGGUGUAUGCCAUGAAGCUACUCUCUAAAUUCGAGAUGAUCAAGAGGUCUGACUCGGCGUUCUUCUGGGAGGAGAGAGACAUCAUGGCCCACGCAGACUCUGAAUGGAUUGUGGAGCUCCAUUACGCCUUCCAGGACACCAACUACCUGUACAUGGUCAUGGAGUACAUGCCAGGUGGUGACAUGGUGAGUCUGAUGGGCCGAUUUGAGAUCCCUGAUGAGUGGGCUAGGUUCUAUAUAGCUGAGCUGACACUAGCGCUGGAGGCCAUCCACAAACUGGGCUAUGUGCACAGAGACAUCAAACCAGACAACAUGCUCAUGGACACACGGGGACACUUGAAACUGGCCGACUUUGGAACCUGCAUGAAAAUGGACAAGACUGGCAGGGUGAGGUGUGACACAGCCGUGGGUACUCCCGACUACAUCUCUCCCGAGGUCCUCAAGUCACAAGGCGGGGAUGGCUACUAUGGCCAGGAGUGUGACUGGUGGUCAGUGGGUGUGGUCUUGUUCGAGAUGCUGUGCGGAGACACGCCCUUCUAUGCUGACACGGUGAUUGGCACGUACGGGAAGAUCAUGGAUCACAAGAAUUCACUCGAGUUUCCGGAGGAGGUCAGAGUCUCUCGAUAUGCCAAAGAUCUCAUCAAGAAAUUCCUCGACUCUGGUAAUGUUCGCCUGGGCAGUAAGGGCUCUUCUGCUGUGAAACGCCACCCAUACUUUACGAAUGAUUUAUGGACGUUUGAGAAUAUACACAGUCAAGUCCCGCCUGUGGUGCCAGAGCUGAAGGGGGACAUGGACACUCAGUACUUUGACGUCCUUGAUGAUGAUAAGGACAAAGUGGAGACCUUCGCUACACCCAGGGACUUUGCUGGCAAUCAUCUUCCAUUUGUCGGAUUCACCUUCUCCAAAGGACGAAGACUGUUGGACACCAGAGAAAAGCAGAGCAACUCUAAGAAGGAAGAGAAACGUGUGGGUGAGUUGAGUGAUGCCAACUCUCGACUAGAGGACCAGCUUCAUCAAGAGAAGAGAGAUAAAGAAGAGCUAGAGAGAUCAAUGAAGUCACUGGAGAAGCGUCUUGCAAGAGCUCUGACCGAUGUGGAAACAGAGGUUCAGCUGAAACGGGGCAAAGAGGAGACGGUAAUAACGGUGGAGAGGAAGAUGGCCAUGAUUCGAAUGGAGAUGAAUGAGAUGACCACGAGGUGUGAGGCUGCAGAGGAGGAAAAGGCACAUUUGAGCGACCAGGUGAUUGAGCUACGGAGCAGGAUGCUAGAGGGUCAAAGUGCAGAGCACCUCCAGGUAGACUUGAAACGAGUGAAGCAAGACCUCCAAUCAGUCACUGAGCAGAAAAACAAGCUGUCUGAUAGCAAGCAGGUCUUACAGAAGGAGCUGGUGAUGGUGAAGUCAUCACUGAAAGCAAUGGAGGAGCGGUGUGCUUCCACCCAGAGUGAGAAGAACUCUCUGGAACAAAUGGCCCACUCCCUGAAGACAGAACUGGACAGGGAGAAGAAGAUGCGCUCUGAGCUGCAGGCCAAGAAGACUGAGCUAGAGAGAAUGGCCAGUUCUCAGGAGGACGACUUGUCAGCUCUCGCCUCCAAAUAUAAAGAGGCGAGUGAUGAGACCAAGAAAGCCAAGAGAACCUCCAAUCAACUGGAGAAGCAGAAAGCUGAUGCUGAGUUGGCACUAAAGUCUCUCAAGUUGAGACACGAACAAUUGACCAAGGAUUUCGAGGCUAUAAAGGAGAAAAUGAAAGUUCGACACGCAUCAUCUUCCAGUGAACAUGCAGCGUACAUGGAGCUCCAGGCCAAGUUCUCUGCUGAACAAGAAGCCAAGGUGAAGGCCAUUGAGAGGUACAACUCCUCUCAGCACCAAUGCUCCAUGCUGGAAAUGGACAUUGAGAACUCUCGAGACGAGGCAAGAAAAGUAUCCAAAGAGCUGGAGAUUGCCACGGAGAAGCUCAAGGUCAUACAGAAUGAGAGUCGCAAGAGACUCAAGUCAGAGACAGACAGCAAGCGACACAACGACAAACUGAUCGAUGAGCUCCAGUCUCGAGAAGCGUCCCUCCUGGACCAACUCUCAGCACUCAAGUCUGACAAGCAGCGCCUGGAAGACACUGUGUAUCGUCUCAAGAGCGAGUCCAUGUCAGUGGACAUGUCACUAAAGCAGCUCAGAGACGAACUGGAGGAUGAAAAGAAAGAAAAGCAAAAUAUUCAUAACCAGUUGAAAGAUGUGUCCAAUCGAAAAGACUCGAAAGCAUCUGAUCAAGAGCUAAUUCACUUGCGUGGUGAGGUGGAGAUACUGACUGGACGGCUAGAGAGAGUUAACUUGGCUAAAUCUAUGGCUGAGAGCAAACUGAGUGACUUUGACCGCUACAAGGCUGUUAUAGAGUUGGAGAUGAACGAGCUCAUCACUCGACACAAGAUAGCCAUUACUGAGAAGAUGGCAAGGGCAGCUCAGAUUGAAGAGCAUCUUAUCAUGGUGGAGGGUAAGCUGGAGUACAGGAUUGACGAGUGUGAGAACCUCAAGGAGUCACUGCGCAUUGCAGAGACAAAGUUGAAUGACUUUGUGUCAGGGUCAAGUGAGCACGAAGACCAAAUGAAGAAACUGCAGAAGUCUCUGGACACUGAGAGGGUGCUCAAAGUGGAGGCCAUCAACAAACUCACUCAGGUGAUGCUCUCCCGGCCUAACACAUCCAAAGGUGGUAAGCAUCCCAGCAAUGCUCCCAAGAGAGAGGACCGCGAGGUACGGAAGCUCCAGGGCCAACUGGGCAGGGAGAGGGACAAGUACGCCGACAUGGUCUCCAAGUAUCGGAAAGAGUUGGAGGACGUGUCUUCGAAAAUCAGUGAAGAGCAGACACUGCGUCAAGAUCUCCAGGUGAAGCUACUGCAGAGUGAGCAGCAACUCAAGCAACUCAAGCAGACCCUCGGACAGCCUAACGGGGAGUUUCCUGAUGGGACUAACGUCGGCUCUGAAUUCUCACCGAUUCUGGAGAGAGACACGUGUCACUUGCAGAUCCCCAAGGGUCACCCUCCCACAAGGAAAGGAUGGAAGGAUGUGUUCAUGGUGAUGUCAUUCACGAUGAAGCGACUCAUGAUCUACGAGAAGGAGGAGGACAUGGAGUCCGGAGUCUACCUCAACUCUCUAGAAUUCAGUCAAAUCUACACUGUUCGUACCCUUCGAAGUGGAGAACACGAGACCUUCAGAGUUAAACCAAGCGACCUUAAGAAGAUCCUUGUGCUUUCGUACAUUGAUCAACAGAAGGAUAACAGUCCGUCAGAGCCGGCCAGUUUCCCUCUAGCUGCCAAAGCAGAGGAGGUGAUAGUGAAGGUUCGAGGGCACGACUUCGUAGAGAUCAGCUACCACACACCAUCCAACUGUGAUGUGUGCAACAAGACCCUGCCCUGGUCACUCGUCAAGGGUGGACAGGGCACCUACGAGUGUAAACGAUGCCAUCUCAAGUGCCAUCGAGAGCAUGCAGAUAAAGGAGAGUCAGCCAUGCAGCCUUGUGUAGGAGGUGAACGUAAUAUAAAGAGGAUCCUCCUGCUAAUCAAGAGUAACGAGGAUCGGGAGAGAUGGUUGGGUAGACUCUCUCAGAUCACCAUCGCUAAAGAGGACAACACUAUACCAUCGUCCAGUCAAUUUGCUGGCUUCAGAGGAGGCAGUAUGAGAUUACGCAGGCCCGGUAGUGCCACCACAAAACCCCAACAACUUCCUGCCCCUCCCACACUCCCAUUACGCACAGGCUCAGUGAGCAUUGCCGGCAAGAGUUCAAACCCGGCCCGGCUGUCUGGGUAUAACACCAUCGGACCCACCAGCUCGGGGAGACCGCCCCUCCCGCCAGAACUGCUCAACCUGAAACGCGAACUUCAGUGGCAAGGGGAUUCUCAUACUCAAUAAGGAACUAUCUUACUUACUAGGAACAUGAUGGAGUGCAACUCAUAAUGUUCAAUAGAGUCAAUCACAAUGCAUAAGUUUAUUUGUGCUAUUCUAGUAAAUCCUGUUUUUUUUUGCAAUUGGACAAUCGAACUACCUCAACUAGGUAGACUGCAUCAUAGAUCUGUUGCGUAGCAUUUUUUUGUCCAAUGUAUGUGUAUGUUUUAUUGUGAAAUUGCUAGACACAUCGAGAA
Molecule: messenger RNA, 4680 nt
Organism: Halichondria panicea
Lineage: Eukaryota; Metazoa; Porifera; Demospongiae; Suberitida; Halichondriidae
Product: rho-associated protein kinase 1-like
Exons: 31
Coding region: 269-4450 (1393 amino acids)
Biological process (GO): peptidyl-threonine phosphorylation; cortical actin cytoskeleton organization; embryonic morphogenesis
Cellular component (GO): cytoskeleton; cytoplasm
Molecular function (GO): Rho-dependent protein serine/threonine kinase activity; ATP binding; small GTPase binding
Source: RefSeq, a predicted model, not a curated record